CAUCCUGUGCUGCAGAGCUGAGCUCUCCGAAAUAAUCCAAAUCCAUGUAUGCAAUGGAGGCAAUAUAUGCCAAUGAUGAAUGCAUUAAACCUGACAACCCAACACCUUCAACAAAUUACACAGGUCAGAGGAGCUCUAAGAGAAGUUUCUAUCUGGGUGUUAUUCUCUCCCUGAGCCUGCUCACUGUUUUCCUGCUGGUUGGACUUAUCACACUUAGUUUCUUCUACCACAAUUUAGUUGAACAUGUGUCAGCAGAGGCUGAGAAAAGAGACCUUCUGAAUAAAAACAUCUCUGCUGUCAGUAACCAACUUUCUUCCAUGACUAAGGAGCGAGAUCUGCUGAGUAAAAAGACUGAAGAGCUUAAAACGAAUAAACAAUGUCCUGCAGGAUGGAGUAGUUUCAGCUGUAGCUGCUAUCUCCUCUCUGGAAGCUCUGCUUCCUGGGAUGCAGCCAGAAAGGACUGCAGAGUCAGAGGAGCAGAUCUGGUGGUUAUUGACUGCACUAAAGAACAGGAGUACCUUAGUAAGCUCACCAAAGGAGAGACUUGGAUUGGUUUAAAUGAUGAAGAAGAAGAGGGAACAUGGAAAUGGGUAGACGGAACUCCUCUUAAUCUGAAGUACUGGGCACAUGGCCAACCUAAUAAUGGCGGUGGAAACCCAAAGUGGGGUGAAGAGGACUGUGCUCAUAUCUGGACAGAUGGAAAAGCUUUGUGGAAUGAUCGUUCAUGCAGGGAUUCUCUGCCGUGGGUCUGUGAAAAAAUACCAUAAUACCCACUCCUGAUCCUUUAUUCUUUAUUAUUUUAUUUUUGUUUUAUUCCUCUCUGAAUACCUAUUUAGCUAAAGCAUUGCAGUGCUGAGUUGUAGCUUAGCUAUAUACUGUUCACUUUUAUAAACAGAUUUACUUCCUGUUGUAAAAAAGGAAAACAUAAUUUAGCACAUGAACUGAGGUCCAACUGCUGACUGCCUUUUCUGAUAUAUCAGUUAAUUUUACAUUUUAAGAGAACCAGUGGACAAAGCAGAACUACAGCAGAUUCUCUGGCUCACCACAUAUUAGUCAUAUGUUUAUGGAUAAUCAGAAGUUGUCACAAUAUGUUAGUAGUUAUACUGAUGUCAGGACAUUGCUCUCAGUCAGUGUACUACAGUCGUGGCCAAAAGUUUUGAGAAUGACACAAACGUUAGCAAAAGUUUGCUUCUUCAUUGUUUUUAGAUCUCUGUGUCUCUGAAAUAUAGCACUUCAUAAGUUUCAAAGGCUUUUAUUGACAAUUACAUCACUUCUUUUUCACCUCUGCAAUUCGCCCUGGCAUGCUGUCCAUCAACUUCUGGCUGAUGGUAACCCAUUUCUUCAUAAUCAAUGCUUGGAGUUUGUCAGAAACAGUGGGUUUUUGUUUGCCCGCCUGCCUCUUGAGGAUUGACCACAGGUUCUCAUUUGCAUUCAGGUCUGGAGAGUUUCCUGGCCAUGGACCCCAAGCCACUUAGUUAUCCCUUUGGCCUUAGGGCACGGUGCUCCAUCAUGCUGGAAAAGACAUUGUUCUUCAUCAAACUGUUCUUGGAUGGUUGGAAGAAGUUGCUGUCAGAGGAUGUUUUGGUACCAUUCUUUAUUCAUGGCUGUGUUCUUUGGCAAAAUUGUGAGAGAGCCCACUCGCUUGCUUAAGAAGCAGUUCCAUACAUGAAUGCUGUCAGGAUCCUUUACUGUUGGCGUGAGACAGAACUGAUGGUAGCACCCAUCUUUUCUUCUCUGGACAAUCCUUUUUCCAGAUGCCCCAAACAAUCGGAAAGGGGCUUUAUUAGAGACUUUACCCCAGUCCUCAGCAGUCCACUCGCUGUACUUUUUGCAGAAUAUCAGUCUAUCCCUGAUGGGGUUUGUUUUGGAGAGAAAUGGCUUCUUUGCUGCCCUUCUUGACACCAGGCCAUCUUCCAAAAGUCUUCACCUCACUCUGUGUGCAGAUGCACUCACAUCUGCCUACUGCCAUUCCUAAGCAAGCUCUGCACUCAUGACACCCCGAACCCGCAGCUGAAUCAUCUUUAGGAGACUGGAGUUUCUUGGGCACCCUGAAGCCUUCUUCACAACAAUUGAAUCUUUUUCCUUGAAGUUCUUGAUGAACCGAUAAAUGGUUAAUUUAGGUGCAAUCUUAGUACAAACAACAUCCUUGACUGUGACACCCUUUUUAUGCAACGCAAUGAUGGCUGCACGUGUUUCUUUGCAGGUAACCAUGUUUAACAGAAAGAACAAUGAUUUCAAGCAUCACCCUCCUUUGAACACAUCCAGUCUGCUAUAUUAUAACUCAAUCAGCAUGACAUAAUGAUCCCCAGCCUUGUACUCGUCAAUAUUCUCAACUGAGUUAACAAGAAGAUUAUUGAAAUGAUCUCAACAGGUCCUUUUAUGGCAGCAAUGAAAUGCAGCGGAAAUGUGUUUUUUUUUUAGAUUAAGUUCAUUUUCAUGGCAAAGAAGGACUUUUCAAUUCAUCUGAUCACUCUUCUAAACAUUUUGCAUUAUAAGCAAAUUGCUACCAUAAAAACAAAAGCAGCAAACUUUGUGAAAACCAAUAUUUGUGUCAUUCUCAAAAUUUUUUGCUACAACUGUACCAUGUGACUUACUGCAAUACAGGGCUAUUGCAUUUUUGUGUUGUGUGGGUUUUUUUCUGUUGUUUUUUCUGGCUUGUUGUUGCAAGCAGUAAA
This is a messenger RNA of Oreochromis aureus, 2675 nucleotides long. Its product is annotated as hepatic lectin-like. The record is from RefSeq and is a predicted model, not a curated record. Lineage: Eukaryota; Metazoa; Chordata; Actinopteri; Cichliformes; Cichlidae. The transcript is spliced from 6 exons. The coding region runs from base 45 to 767 and encodes 240 amino acids.